Lactuca sativa (garden lettuce) is the source of this 1483-nucleotide messenger RNA. Its product is annotated as nuclear transcription factor Y subunit B-3. NCBI's taxonomy places the organism in Eukaryota, Viridiplantae, Streptophyta, Magnoliopsida, Asterales, Asteraceae. Gene Ontology annotation, biological process: regulation of transcription by RNA polymerase II. Gene Ontology annotation, cellular component: nucleus; CCAAT-binding factor complex. Gene Ontology annotation, molecular function: protein heterodimerization activity; RNA polymerase II cis-regulatory region sequence-specific DNA binding; DNA-binding transcription activator activity, RNA polymerase II-specific. The record is from RefSeq and is a predicted model, not a curated record.
CCAUGUUCCUCAUAUGCUCUAUCGAUGGUCCACAUCCCUCCACUAUCUUCUAAUCGAACGGUUCACACCUCGCCACUAAGAAUGAACACUUAUCGACAAAUAACGGUCCUUAUUCAUCCACGUGGCAGUAAAUAUGGCGUUCUUAUAGCAUUUGAUCCGACGGUAUCCCGUAUUCCAAUCCCCAUUCCCUCCAACAAAACAUUUCUUCUCCCUUCUCUCAUAUUCCGGUCGCCUGAAUGUCUUUUCCCGAUCACUUUUCCGACGACGUUUUACUCACGACUCACGGCGUUUGCUUAGAAUUAUGAAUUCCUCUUUUCUUUCUUCAAUUAUAAUUGUUUCUUUAAGUUUCUUGAGGUGGUUUGGUUAGGAUAGGAUCCUAUAGGAUUUGGACUUUGUGAUCAGCAAAAUUCCCGCGCCAGAAAUUUCUGAGGACUUUUGUUUUUGGGCAUAAUUCAAUUACGUGCAGAUUGAUAGCAUAAAGUCAAAAAGCUAGAAUUUGAAAGGUAGUUAGAUGGCGGAUUCAGAUAAUGAGUCCGGCGGAGGACACAACGGCGAUCACUCGCUUCGGGAGCAAGAUAGGUUUCUUCCGAUAGCAAACGUGAGUAGAAUCAUGAAGAAAGCGCUGCCAGCAAACGCAAAGAUCUCGAAAGACGCAAAGGAGACUGUACAGGAGUGUGUGUCGGAGUUCAUCAGCUUUAUCACCGGCGAAGCAUCAGAUAAGUGCCAGAGAGAGAAGCGAAAGACGAUCAAUGGUGACGACUUGCUAUGGGCCAUGACAACGUUAGGGUUUGAGGAUUACGUCGAGCCCUUGAAGGUUUACUUACAGAGAUUUAGAGAUAUGGAGGGUGAGAAGACAGCGCUCGCGGGACGACAGGGAGGCGAGAAGGACACCGCCAGUGUGGGCGGUGGAGGGAAUGGCAGUGUUGUAAAUAUUGGAAGUAACGGAGGGGGGUUUCACGAGAAUAAUGGAGGAGGAGGAGGGAUGUAUGGCACGAUGAUGGGGCAUCAUCAACAACAACAUCAAGGAGGAGGACACCUGUACGGGUCGGGUGGUUUUUAUCAGUUUGGCCAAAACCCGACUGGGAAAAUGGGCCCUGCUGGAUAUCCAGGAUCCGGCCCAUUAAACGGAAGGCCGACCCCGAGAUAAAUCAAUAGUAUUAAAUAACCGCCAAAGUCCCGAGUAUAUAUACAAGAGUACAAGACUACAUUACGACAGUACGUGACAAAAGCCAUCUCAAACACUACUAUUAUAUUUAUAUACCUGAAUUAUAAUAGAUUUAGGUAAUGAAAGAUAACGACUUUAGGUAUGGUUUUGUAUGUCAUGAUUAAUUAUUUAGGUAUGUUUUGUUUUGUUUCGAGCACUUUCAUUGAUUGGUAUUAGAUUAUUAGAAGGAGAUUUGGUUACUUUAAUUUGUUUUUAUUUGGGUAGAGCAAAAGUAUAUAAUAUUUGGUCCCUUUAAUACAUUAUCAGCUCUUCUUGUUC